GCUUCAUUUCUUUAUUAAAAAUUUCAGACGCAACUAGUCAACGGUCCAAAAUAUCAAACGAACCCUUCAACUCUCUCUUCUGCUAUCUUCCUUAAUUCCAAUUUCCCCACCGAAAUUCUUUCAAUCUAUCAUCUUCUCGAUCCUAUAAUUCCCAUUUUCCAAUCCAAAUGAUUCACGAAUUACUGGGUCUCGCCCUCAUGGUCUUAAUUUCACUUCCCUUCGUUGUACAAUCGAGUUGCAGCAGAGGAUGCGAUUUGGCAUUAGCAUCGUACUACGUUUGGCAAGGUUCAAAUCUCACCUUCAUAGCCGAGGUUCUGCAGUCUUCGAUUGUGCCGGCGAAUGGGUUCGAUGUAAUCCUCGAGUACAACAAGCAGUUAGCCAACAAAGACAGCGUCCUAGCGGGCACAAGGGUUAAGAUCCCCUUCCCCUGCGAUUGCAUCAACGGUGAAUUCCUUGCCCACGUGUUCACGUACUCGAUCCGGUCAGGUGACACCUACGAUAAGAUCGCCACGGAGUACUAUGCGAAUUUGACCACGGUUGCCCAGUUGCAGCAGUUCAAUAACUACAAUCCAAACAACUUACCCGAUACUAAUGGGUCGCUCAAUGUGAUGGUUAAUUGUUCGUGUGGGAAUAGAACGGUUUCCAUGGAUUACGGGUUGUUUAUCAGCUACCCACUCCUACCUGGGGAUACUUUGGAUUCGGUGCUUAAUCAGACGAAUCUCACAGCUGAUAUGGCAGAGUUGGUCCGGAGCUACAAUCCAGAUGUGAAUUUUAGUCGAGGGAGUGGCUUAGUGUAUGUUCCCAGCGAAGAUGCCAAUGGUAGUUUUCGACCUCUUAAACCAAGCACAGGUGGACUUCCUGGUGGUGUUAUUGCCGGGAUAUCAAUAGGAGCUGUAGCUGGGUUUCUGUUGCUCGGCAGUUGUUUAUAUGUCGGGUUUUACCGAAAGAAAAAAGUGAAAGAGUCAAUGCUGCUCUCUACAAAUACUCAGAACAUGUCAGUUCAGGGUGGACAAGCUCCUGAUAAAGCAACAGAAUCAGCCCGUGCUCUCGGAGCAUCUCCAGGCCUUACAGGUGUCACUGUAGACAAGUCAGUUGAAUUCUCUUAUGAGGAACUUGCCAAGGCAACUGAUAACUUCAGUAUGGCUAAUAAGAUUGGUGAAGGCGGCUUUGGAGCUGUUUACUAUGCAGAGCUGAGAGGUGAGAAAGCUGCAAUCAAGAAGAUGGAUAUGGAAGCAACAAGAGAAUUUCUGGCUGAGUUAAAAGUUUUGACACAUGUUCAUCACCUGAACCUGGUGCGCUUGAUUGGAUAUUGUGUUGAAAGUUCUCUUUUCCUAGUAUAUGAAUUCAUUGAAAAUGGCAACCUAAGCCAGCAUUUGCGUGGUUCAGGAAGGGAACCACUCUCAUGGUCUACUAGGGUGCAAAUUGCACUUGACUCAGCAAGAGGUCUUGAAUAUAUUCAUGAGCACACUGUUCCUGUUUAUAUCCACCGUGACAUUAAAUCGGCAAAUAUAUUGAUAGAUAAGAACUUCCAUGGAAAGGUUGCAGAUUUUGGCUUAACAAAAUUGACUGAAGUUGGAAGUGCAUCUCUUCCUACAUCUCUUCGUCCAUCUCUUCCAACACGUCUUGUGGGAACAUUUGGAUACAUGCCACCUGAAUAUGCUCAGUAUGGUGAUGUGUCUCCUAAAGUAGAUGUAUAUGCCUUUGGGGUUGUCCUUUAUGAACUUGUUUCUGCUAAAGAAGCUAUUGUCAAGACAAAUGGUCCUGCUGCUGAAUCAAAGGGGCUCGUUGCUCUGUUUGAGGAUGUUCUGAAUCAGCCGGACCAAAGGGAAGAUCUUCGUAAACUCAUUGAUCCUAGGCUUGGAGAUAACUACCCACUAGACUCAGUUCGGAAGAUGACUCAGCUUGCUAAAGCAUGUACUCAAGAGAAUCCUCAACUACGACCAAGUAUGAGAUCAAUUGUUGUUGCUUUGAUGACACUUUCAUCCUCAACUGAGGACUGGGAUGUUGGUUCUUUCUAUGAAAAUCAAGCUCUUGUCAAUCUUAUGUCAGGGCGAUAAAGAGUAUACAAUUUAUGCUUGUGUCCAGAUAGUCUUUUUGAGGUGGAAAGUGUUGCACAUGUUGUUCUGUAACAAAAUUGGCUGAGAUUUACCAGCUUCAUAUACAUGUAAUUUUUCAUACGUCUGAUAAAUUCCCUAGUUAUUGGAACUGAUUGUGGUUCUUUUUUUUUUUUAAAAAAAAAAUUCAUAUGAAAUCAUAUCUGAUGUAAAUACUUGUCAAAAAUAUUGAAGUAGAUAGAUAGGAAAUUGGUGUAUAUGUUAUUAAUUAGCGUUUUGGGGUAAAUAAUAUAUUCUCUCGAGCGUU
Messenger RNA from Rubroshorea leprosula, 2361 nucleotides. NCBI's taxonomy places the organism in Eukaryota, Viridiplantae, Streptophyta, Magnoliopsida, Malvales, Dipterocarpaceae. The record is from the annotation of a GenBank genome assembly.